UCGUUUUAGCGACAGAGAUCAUUAAAUUCACGCAAAACAUGUCAAAUAAAUAAACACCGGGAAAAAGUUAAACGCCCGAAAAACUUUGGCUUUGACAUGGUGAAAGAGAAGGUAAAUUCGAUCCGGACAUAUGAUGAGGAUGGAUAUCGUCGAAGAGCUGCUUGUUUAUGUUUUAAAGACGAGACGGAGCAAGAGAUCCUGCUGGUGAGCAGCAGUAAACACAUUGACAGAUGGGUGGUGCCCGGAGGAGGGAUAGAGCCCAGUGAGGAGCCCAAACUUGCUGCAGUCAGAGAAGCCCUGGAGGAGGCAGGAGCCCAGGGGAGGCUUAUUAGACAGCUAGGGGUGUUUGAGAAUUCCGAAAAGAAGCAUAGAACCAACCUGUAUGCUUUCAUUGUGUCAGAUUUACUGGAUGAAUGGGACGAUGGAAAAGUCAUGGGCAGAAGACGACAGUGGUUUUCAAUAAUGGAAGCAAAAGACAUGUUAUCCCACAAACCUGUACAGGUGACCUACCUUGACGGGAUUGCACGAGGAUUAAACGGGUUCGUGAAGCGAUGAACAUGGUGAUCUACACAGUGAUUGUGUGUGGUGUUAUCUGGGGAACCAGUCGCUUGGUGAAUUUGUUGAGUGGACUUAGGUUGCAUGACAAAUUUGUUAAAGUGACUUUGUAUGAUGAAUUUGUCGUGUUGACCCGAGUCGCAUGGCGAAAAUUUUGUGAUGGUUUAAUCAUUCCUGGGACUGACUGGUGGAUGUCCCUAAUUUUAAGUCAACUGGUUGGAACCACCGUUACACCUAUUAAUAAUUGUUCCACUUCCUUGGGAUGUUUCUGUUUAAACUCUGUAAUGUUGACCAAAUUGAGUAUUUAUUGUGUUUAUGAUUAUUUUAAAAGUAUAAUGCAUUAUGUGAUGUGGCACAAUGUUCUAUAAUGGUGCACAAUUGUUUUUGAGAUGAAUUAGACCAAAUCUGUAAACUGUCAUUUUAAGCUUGUUUAAAAAAAUGAGAAUCGUUAUUGCUUAAACAUCAUUGUAAGCGUGUAUAAACAUUAUGUUGGACAUUUCUUAAAACUAUAACCAUGAAACUUGGUACAGAAGUUCAUGUAACGCUAUGACAAUGCACAAAUGUGUUUUGGAUAAAAUAGUAAAUAACUGGCCAAUAAUUAUAGUAUUUACUGUGACUUUAGACCUAUCUCAUUGUUUUGGUUGGACUGUAAAAAUAAUUUGCAAAUAGUUAUAUUUUCGGUGACUUUUAAUCAAAAAGUUCAUUGAAUACUUUUUUGUGUAGUUGUUUAGAAAGAUGCAUUUACAAAUGUACAUUUAAGACUGAUGUGAAAAACGUGAUGAUUUUAAUUUCUGGGUAAUUAAAAUUAGUGUGUACGAUGAUUAUGAAUUUUAAACCCAAUUAUUUACAGAUGUUGUUUUAUUUUCAUUUGCUACCUUAUGAAAUUUAUAACAAAAUUCCUACAUUCUAUCAUGUGAAGUGCUAAGAAAUAUUGGUAAAACUUGUUUUCGAUUUGUACAUGUAUAGUGUAUCUACUAUUAUAUAUGAAAUGCCAUAAAUUGAAAUUGUAAAAUAUUUGAGCAGUUAAAGCUGCUACUGCUUCCAUAUCAAGCAAUAAAACUUGCAAAAGCAUGUGAUGUGAAAUGUGUUGUAUGUGGAAAUUGUUAUACAAACAGUAUUUGACCUAAUAGAUGUGCCCUGCCUAAGUAAUUUUUAAUACCCUCUAGCUCUAAAAUUCCUGUGGUGGUUUGUAACCUUACAGUAGUACACUAUGGUGCAGUUUUAUAGUGAUGGCAGGUGCACUGUAACCAGAAUGGUGAUCGAUACAUUGUUUUAUAGCCUGAUGAUUUACAAAUGACUUUGAAGAAUAUGAGAAUUAUACUACUCCCUCUGGUGUCUGCAUCACACCUUUGUUAAGGUUUUGCAUGUAAGCACAUGUAAGUCAAUAUCUCAGCAAUUACUUAGUGUAUUGCGGUGGAACUUAUUAAUCAAGUGACAAAACUCUAUAAUCCAGAUUAUGGCCCUUUAUUAUUGGACUUUUAAAUUCUGGUGAAGGUUUUGCAUGUAGCCACACACAAGUCAUUAUCUUAGCAACUUCUUGACAUAUUGCAUUGAAAGUUUAUCCAAGGAUUUUCAACCACCCAACUUACCUAAUGAAUCUAUUAAGAUAACUAUAUUUUGAAUAUAAUACCAAUUAUGGCCCUUUAUUUUUUCAAUUAGAAAUUAUGGUGGGUCAAUAUCUCUGUAAACUUCUUGAUGUAUUGCAUUAAAACUUAAGACAAUGGCUCUCAACAAUACAACCUGCUUAACUUAUCAAGUCAGAUAAUUAUCCUGCCAGAUAGCAAAUUAUGGCCCAUUACUAUUUGACUAAAAAAUAGCGUGCCGACGGUAUACACAUCUAUGAGAACAAAUACUGUAAACAUGUACCCAUCUCAUUAAAUGGAACUCACUUUUCUUAACAGUGUUUUUUUCUUGUUAAAUUUCAUCUUUUACCUUUUUUUAAAUUGCCAUCACUGUUUAAUUAAAUUAUUUUUGCUAGUAUAAGAAUUGAUUUGUAAGAACAAUCAUAAAAUAGAAAUCUUGUUCCUUGUUUGUUUUUCACAAGACAAUAAGUUCACCUUCAAAGGUAGCUCUUUUUUAUGUCCUUCAGAAAAGGUUGUUUUAUUUUUGUUUUGUUUUCACUUAUUUGUUGGUACUGUAAAUCAUUAAAUAUUGAUGUGGUGUAUUUUUUGGCGCAACUCCAAAGGACAGUAUUGCAUAUCGGCACUUAAUAGCCAUUUUUUAAGCAAAUUUAAUGCUCUUACAGUACACAUAUUAGAUUAUUGUUUCAUUAUUUACAAUUAACAGGAUUUUGUAACCCAGAAUAUUUUGUUUGUGUUUGUUAUGAAUAUAUUGUUUUAGUUUAUGAUGAAUUUGCUCAUUUUACGGUAGUUCAGAUCAGUUGCCGAUAUUUUUGCACAACAUUCAAUGCACUUUUUUUUUUUUAUUAAAAUGUUAAUGUGGAAUUCACAUGAUACCAACAAAGUAUUACCAUUAGUUUCCAAUUUAUUUUAAGGGGCUCGACACCAAAUGGUCCCAAAAUCUGCAAAUACAUUAUUUCAACAGAACAAACCUAGAAUGAUCAAAAUUGGCUCGUAUGAGGCUGAUUAUACAUCAUUUGACAUGAUUAAAAUAAUAUUUUGUCGCUGUCUCAGCUGAGUUUAUCCAUUUACAAAUAGCGCAUAAUGAUUUCCCAGUUUAUAGUGUGUAUAUUAAGCGUGUGAAAGUCUCGUGAUAAGUACACAUACAUAUACCAACGCUGUUUUUAUAUUAACUGGGUUUUAUGUGGUAGACAAACCCAGUAAAUUUCCAAUUGGUAAAAUAUGAUAAAACUGUGAAAGAUACAUGUGUCAUAAGCAAUGUGAUUCAUCAGAUUCAAUGUGUUGUACAAAGCGAUAUCAGUUUUAUGUAAAUUUUUGAAAAUUUUCUUUUUUUCAUGCAAUUGUAUCAUCUGGUGUCUAGUCCCUUUAAGCUUCGCCUUAGACUUGGUGUCAUUGGCAUCGUCUGCAAAAAUUUAUUCUUUGCCAUAAAUAAAAAAGUCCACAAUAUUCAACAAAAACUUGAUACAGAUCUUUCCAGAGUAUCCGACUGAAACUUGGUACAGACGUUUCAAGAAACAAUAUGCAAGUGUUCAGAAAGACCAAUAACUCUGGCUUUUAUAUCCUUUGCCAUAACUGAAAAAGUCCACAAUAUUCAACUAAAACUUGGUACAGAUGUUUCAAGAAACAAUAUGCAAGUGUUCAGAAAGACCAAUAACUCUGGCUUUUAUAUCCUUUGCCAUAACUGAAAAAGUCCACAAUAUUCAACUGAAACUUGGUACAGAUGUUAUGCCCCUUUAACAGUUGGAAAACUCAUGCUACAGUUGAGCAUAAUUGAAUAUGAUAAUUUCAUCUGAUUUUCUUUUAAAACAAAACAAAUAAAGACAACAACUAUAAUUGAGUAAUUUUAAUUAUAAUAUUAUCAUGAAGUUCUCAGCAAAGAAUGUUUAUGGAUUUCUCCAAGUGCCAAAAAUCUUGAACAAAUAGUCAAAAUAUGUUGUAUAUCAUUUUUUUGUAACAUUGAUAUAAUAGUUUGUAAAAGUUUUCUUUUCCUGAAAUCUACUGUAUUCUUUUGAACAUAUUCUUAAAAUACCUCAUGCACUAGUUUAAAGUGAAAAUAUUUAACAAGUAACAUGUAUGAAUGGAAAUGAAAUGCAGUCACAAGACCUGAGAAUGGUAAAAUCCCUGCACCUACAAAUACUCCAAUGCUACAGGCCCGAUACAAACAUACUUUUUGCAUUGUAUUGUACAAAUCUGUAUUGGCCUUUAGAUUUUCCUUAGAGCCUAAUUGUUUGAAAAAUCUUGAGCAGAAUAAGUAUCUCAUUACAUUUAAUAAAUUUCUUAUUUAGAUCAAAAUCCUGAUUAUCCUAAAGUAUUUUUCUUUCAAAAGUCCCAAAACAUUUCAAAAUCAAAAUAUAACAGUUUUACCAAAACAAAAACUAUAAGAGACUCAAGAUUUUUUGAGAUUUCGGAGCCAGGCCUUUAAUUCAUGAUUUGAUUAUUGUUUAAGAAUCAUUUUGCACAGGCUAGAGAAUGAUUGUUUUUUUAAUUGCCAACCUGAGAGAGAGUGUUUUAGGGAGUAUAAUAUUAAUUUGUGAAAGCGUGUACCCUAUAUUAUGUUAGUAGAUAAUUACAGGGGUGAGUUGCUUAGACUAAUUAGGGAAUUCAAGAGUACCUCUUAGCAAGGACCUAAAUUACCAGCACUUGCACAGUGUACUCAUAUGUAAAGAGUUCUGACACUGUAAACAGUCCACAUACAUCCCAGGUUGUUUUAAAAGAAAUUGGCUGAGGUGCCCGGAAUGAGAAGCCCUCUCUGUGAGGAAUCUAAUUUCUACACAUAGAGAACUUUGAUUUUUGCUAACGUAGAGGUAAAGAGUUUAUUUGCCACCAGCUUAGCAACUUACCCCUGGAUUCAUGCUUUUCACCGGCUCUUGGUGUUUGUACUGUACAUUAUUUCAUUUAGCUGUGAUAUUCAGAAAAAAAAGUAUUUUAUUUUCGUUUUUGUAUCAUCAGGUAUUUGAAGAAUAAUUUAUUGUAAUAUGCAAUUUGUUUAUUUACUAUUUUCAGUUUUGAAAAUUAUGUUAAUUUUUGUUGUUGAACACUUUUCAACACUGUGAUGUGAUCACCAAAGACCCACAUGUAGUUUACCAGUGUCAAACCCAUUAGUGAAACAAGAUUUUUUAACCAGGUUUUCAACGAAAACCGGGUUAUUAGAAUGAGGUUGUCGUUGGGCGGGUGGGCGGUUGGACGAUCGGGCGGGCGGGCUUUCGUCAAACAUUGGUUUCUGUUCAAUAACUUUAGUUAGCAUUGAUAGAUAUUGAUGAAACUUAGAGCGAAGGUAGCUUAUGUGAGGAGCUAGCUUGGGAGGUGGGGUCAAGGUCACUGUUCCUAAAAAUAGAAAAAUAUUUUUCUGCUCAACAACUUAGUUAGAAUUGAUGGAUAGUGAUGAAUCUUAGUGUGAAUAUAGCUUAUAUGAAGCUGCAGAUUGAACUUGCUCAUACAACAAAUUAAUUGGCUAUAAUUUCUGAUUGCCCAUAACAAAAACCUGGUUUCGUCGCAUUGCGGCGCUUCUAGUUUUAAUUGUUCACAAGUGAAAUGUUAAAAUAUAGAGAGGUCAUUUUCUGUACACGAUCAAAUUGUUAUCGGUUUACAAAUAAAUCUGUUUUACAUGUACCGUUUUCCACAUUUAACAUUUAAUUUGUGUUAUUUGACCAAGUUUUAAAUGUCAUCCAUGAGUUUGUUGUGUGAAAAUAUCAUACUAUUUUAGAGUGCAGAAGAAUUAUUUUGUAAUGAAUGUUAACCAAGUUCACUGGCAGGUGCAUUUCGGUUCUGAGGGUAGGGGUGCAAGUCAAAAGCUUACGACCCUAAUUUAUGCCCCUCUCACGUCAUAUCAUGGACCCGCCAUCGUAACUAUUUUGGGGAUUUAAAAAAAAAAAAUAUGUUGGUGGAAAAGCAUAUAGUUGCAAAGAAAACAAAGUUUAAAUAAAUGUAAAAAUUCUAUAUACUUUGCCAACACAGCCCCUUAUUUUCGAGAACAUUCAUAUAUUAGCCUAUUAUUUAUUUGAAACACUUAGAAAAACCCAACUUGAAUCAUAAGGUUUUCGUUUCUAUUUCUAUUUUAGAUUGCUGGCAAAGUUUUGGGCCAUUUUAAAUGAUUAUAAGUAUUAGCAUGUACACUUCUCAUCUUGUAAUCAUAUUGAUCAUGCUCAUUCUGUGGUGAUUUUAAAUAAUAUAUGUAUGAGGACAACAUUUAAAUGUGUACAUGUAUUAUACCAUACAUUUUAAGCCAAUGAAAUCGCCUAUCCGCUUUCAAUAAGUUCCAGGCUUAAUUGUUAAGAUAUGUGGUUUUACAGACAUAUCAAUGAAAAAGGUAACAAGUCAUUAAGAGCAUACUAAGUAAAGUCAUCUAAGUAAUACUUGCAUAUAAAUUCAAUACAUAUACAUACAUUAUUACACGUGUAUAACAAAAAUAACAAAAAUAAUUUUUGAGUGAUUAACCUUGAACUAUUUACUAAAUAAUGCAUUAAUGGAUAAUAUUAAUUACUGAUAACAAGAUUGUAAACGUGUAUUUGAUAGCUGAAAAUGCACAAAUAUUAAAUGAUUGGUGAGUGCUAAAAGAUUAAGAGUGAUAAAAAAUUGAAAAUUCGAUAUUACUGUUUGCAUAGGAACCAAUAUUGUUUUCAAUAUUUAUUCAUCCUUUUCGGUAAAUUAAAACAAUUGUAUUAAUUGUGGUAUAUCUUAUUUGGGAUUAAGAGUGCAUCUUUAAGAAUAAGAAUGGUUUGCUCCCUCUAUUUGCUCCGCCCUUCUAAAUCAUUAUUUUUUUUAUUAAUUCAGACUUAAUUAAACCAUAACCUUUGUAUAGUUUGUAAACAGGAAAUUAAGUAGUUGUAUUUCUUAGGUUGUUUGUUUUUACUUAUAAGUGCUAGAAAGCAAUGGAAUAUGACAUUCUAUCAUAUUAUAUUACAUUAUUACUAUGUAAUUCAUGUAAUACUUAUUGAAUAGUUUUUCAGUUGUGCUGUUAUUUCUCAAAAUGUUUUACAAUAAAAUUACGAGAAAUUUA
Messenger RNA from Mya arenaria, 7131 nucleotides. RefSeq names its product diphosphoinositol polyphosphate phosphohydrolase 1-like. The coding region runs from base 97 to 555 and encodes 152 amino acids. NCBI's taxonomy places the organism in Eukaryota, Metazoa, Mollusca, Bivalvia, Myida, Myidae. Gene Ontology annotation, cellular component: cytoplasm; nucleus. The record is from RefSeq and is a predicted model, not a curated record. The transcript has 4 exons. Gene Ontology annotation, molecular function: diphosphoinositol-polyphosphate diphosphatase activity; bis(5'-adenosyl)-hexaphosphatase activity; bis(5'-adenosyl)-pentaphosphatase activity. Gene Ontology annotation, biological process: diphosphoinositol polyphosphate metabolic process; diadenosine hexaphosphate catabolic process; diadenosine pentaphosphate catabolic process.